Gopherus flavomarginatus (Mexican gopher tortoise) is the source of this 2176-nucleotide messenger RNA. It is a transcript of the gene KCTD12, whose product is annotated as potassium channel tetramerization domain containing 12. Gene Ontology annotation, molecular function: protein binding. The record is from RefSeq and is a predicted model, not a curated record. Bases 1 to 975 code for a protein of 324 amino acids. The transcript has a single exon. Gene Ontology annotation, biological process: regulation of G protein-coupled receptor signaling pathway; protein homooligomerization. Lineage: Eukaryota; Metazoa; Chordata; Testudines; Testudinidae. Gene Ontology annotation, cellular component: postsynaptic membrane; presynaptic membrane.
AUGGCGCUGGCGGACAGCGCCCGGGGGUUGCCGAACGGGGGCGGCGUGUCCCCGGCGGCGGGGCCGGGCUCGGGGGCCGCGGGCUCGUCCGCCUUCCCGGAGAUCGUGGAGCUGAACGUGGGCGGGCAGGUGUAUGUGACGCGGCGCGGCACGGUGGUGUCGGUGCGGGACUCGCUGCUCUGGCGCAUGUUCUCGCAGCAGCAGCCGGGCGAGCUGCCCCGGGACAGCAAAGGCCGCUUCUUCCUCGACCGCGACGGCUUCCUCUUCCGCUACAUCCUGGACUACCUGCGGGACCUGCAGCUGGUGCUGCCCGAGCACUUCCCCGAGCGCAGCCGCCUGCAGCGGGAGGCCGAGUACUUCCAGCUGCCCGAGCUGGCGCGCCGCCUGGCGCAGGGCCGGGGGGCGGCCGGCGGGGGGACGCGCCCCGCUGCCCUCUACCGCGACGGCUCCCUCUGCGCCGACGAGCCCCCGGCCCUGCUCGGCUACCUGGAGGCGGAGCCGCCCGAGGCUGGCGGCGCCGCCUCGGCCCCGUCGCCCAGCUCCAGCCGCAGCCCCUCGGGCGGCCCGCUGCUCACCCCGUCGCAGUCCCUGGACGGCGGGGCGGGGCGGCGCUCGGGCUACAUCACCAUCGGCUACCGCGGCUCCUACACCAUCGGGCGGGAGGCGCAGGCCGACGCCAAGUUCCGGCGCGUGGCGCGCAUCACCGUGUGCGGCAAGACGGCGCUGGCCAAGGAGGUGUUCGGCGAGACGCUGAACGAGAGCCGCGACCCCGACCGCCCCCCCGAGCGCUACACCGCCCGCUACUACCUCAAGUUCAACUUCCUGGAGCAGGCCUUCGACCGCCUCUCCGAGGCCGGCUUCCGCAUGGCCGCCUGCUCCUCCACCGGCACCUGCGCCUUCGCCCCCGAGCAGGGCGGCCCCGCCGACGACAAGAUCUGGACCAGCUACACCGAGUACGUGUUCUGCAGGGACUGAGCCGGCAGACAGGCCGGGGCUGGCCGCCCUGUGCGCCCCCGGCCCCUCACACACAGCGCCCGCCAUCAGCCUCUGCCCUACACUCCCCCCAUGCCCUCGGCUGUGCGCCAGCCCUUCCUCCCCCACUCCCCGCACAGGAGAUGUUUGAAACUGCCUGUCCCCUCCCUACCUCUCAGACCCAGGGGGUGAGCGGAGCUCGGGACUCUCUUCCCAGGAACUGGGCACCAUACCCACUGAGAAGGGGGGAGGGACACCACUCCCAUGUUUUAACUUCUCCUCCCAUCCCAUUCCCAUGUUUUAACUUCUCCUUCAGCAACCUGGCAGAUUUACAACUGCCCACCCAACUAUGAUGAGUAGGACAGCUGUCUGGGAUGAUGGGUUACCUCUCUUGCUCAUGAUUUUCCUCCAGGAAGAGUGUGUGGUUGGGGGCUGCAAAUGACUGAUCCUCCAGGACCAAUUACUUCCUUAUUCCUUCCUACUCCAUCUCCAUCCUUCCCCAAAGCCCUGAACUUAGAAACUCUUGAACUGGAUCAAGUGUGUGUGUCUGAUGAAGAAGACUGAUGGCCAAGGACAAGUAUCAAACCAAGUACUCUGGAUUACCAACCACUUAUCAACUUGGAAGAACAAUGUCUAUCCUCACUAGAUAUAAAGCAACAAUUUCUUGAAAACUUAGUGCUUGUGAAUCAUAACUUUCAUAGGUGAUGUAAAAUCCUUAGUGUCACAAAGUUACCAUAUACGGGAACUACAUAAAAAUCCAUUGCACAUUCCUUAAACUCCUUUAAAAUGGAUUGAUAUGACAUAAACCAGGCUGGUCAGAGAGGAGGUAGAGUGCCUGUUUCCUAUGAAAGUGAGAUUUUUAGAUGUUGAAGUGAUACAAGUUUACAAAUCCAAGUAAAAACAAGUGAAUCCUGCUUGCUACUUUCAGUGUUGUCACUUUAGCACUAUAUAAUUGUUGAAGUUGACCGAAAUGCUUCCUCAGAUGGCUUUCUUAACAAAUUAAAUACUGAUUUUUAGUUUUUUGUAGCAGUAUUAUCAGAGAAAUCACACUGCUGAGUAACAUUUCCUAGGCAUAAUAAGUACUUUCUCAAAAAAAGGUACAGAACUAAAGGCAGCUCCUACAAAAACAGGAGCAACAAUCAUUCCUUCAAUGGGAGUUAACCCUCCUUACUGUAGUGCUGAACUUGGUCUAUAUAAGCUAACA